GCCAAGGUCAGCACUUACUGUCAAAUUUUAUAGGUUAUAAUUGUGUUUUUCCAGAAAAAUCUAAUUUACCUUGCAAUUCAUGUCAUCUAUGCGAAAUAACUAAAAAUGUAUUCGAACAAAAUCGAGUUUGCGGUGCAAAUGACGUGCGAAUCGUGCGUGAACGCUGUGAAAAAGAGCGUUGAAAAUGUCCCGGGCAUCAAAAACAUCGACGUAAACUUGGAGACGAAAUCUGUCAUAAUUGAAACUAAUUUGCCGACGUUGGAGGUGCAGAAGAGAUUGGAGGAAAGCGGCAGAAAGGUGGCACUGAGAGGGUAUGGAGGAAGCGUUGCAGGGGUGACUAUAUUGGAGGCUUUUGGGAGGAAUGUUAAAGGGGUUAUAAGGUUCGAACAAGCUACUAAGAAUUAUUGUAUUAUUGAUGGUACUGUUGAUGGGUUGAGCCCUGGGGAGUAUCAGGCGGCUAUUCAUGAGUGUGGGGAUAUUUCACAGGGUUGUAAGAGUGUAGGUGAAGUUUACAGCAAUAUAGGAAGUAUAAAAGCUGAAUCAAGUGGUAGGGCUACAUUCCGUUUAGAAGAUGACAAAGUAAAAUUAGGUGAUGUUAUUGGGAGAUCAUUUGUAAUAUCUGAAAAAAGUGAAAAUGGAAAUCAACAAAGUAUAGCUUGCGGAGUUAUAGCAAGAUCAGCCGGAUUGUUUGAAAAUCCCAAAACAAUAUGUGCUUGUGAUGGGGUUACUAUUUGGAAUGAAAAAGUUGGGCCCAAAUCUACAUUAUAAUAUUUUUAAGUUUGUAAAAAUCUAUGGUCUAAGUCUAUGGUAAAAGUGUAUUGUAUAAGUAAUAGAAUUGAGUUAUUCAUAUUUUUUACCAUAAUUUUUCUACUUCAACUAUGGAUUUAAGUUACCUGGUUAAUAAUUUAUAAUUACUAUAAUCUAUGCUAUCUACUUUUAUAUUUUAAAAAAGCUACUCCUGAU
Brassicogethes aeneus is the source of this 963-nucleotide messenger RNA. Lineage: Eukaryota; Metazoa; Arthropoda; Insecta; Coleoptera; Nitidulidae. The record is from the annotation of a GenBank genome assembly.